CUGCAAAUCCAGGAAGCCUUCUUCACGUCCCUACUUGGCUUUUACUCCCUAGAAGGAGGACCGUACACAGAGUGGGGGAAGACCAUGUACGCCGCACUUUUGAUAAGAGAAAAUAAAAACCAGAGCCAGGACUUCCAGGCAGUAGUAGUCGAAGUGGUGCGUGGAGAGUAUGGAUGCGGCAGGCAAAAGCAGAGGAUGGCCUAUGCAGCGAAGCUGAGCAAGGGAUUUAACGACGGCAUGAGCGCCAGUUUACACAGAGCUGACAACGCACACGGUGAGCAGUUGGUGGUGAUCAGCUAUGACACGUGUGUGUGCACAGGCGCCGAUGGCCGGGCCACAGCUGCUGCUUGGCUGGUGGCCCCUGUGACGUGCCGGCGGGGAUGUGGUUGGGUGUCUAGACCUGACACCAGAAGUGGGGUACGGCUUCUAACCCGUGGCUGUUACUGCUCUGGUGCGGGUGGGUCUGCUCCCCAGCUGUUGAAGCAGAAGCUGAGGGUAGGGUUUGCUCAGGCUCUGUUGCCCGUGAGAGCACGCCCUGCCCCACAGGAGGUGACCACUGAAGCCUGCGAGGCCCCCGAGGUCAGUGAAUAUCUGUGCCGCCCGUGUGGGUAUCCACGGUCCCACCAGACAGCCCGAGGCUGCAUCUUCUCCAGCGUGUUCGUCCCGGACCUCGCGCUGAGCCGCGGCCACAGGCACUGCAGGGGCUGUGCCGCUGUCGGGGAGCCGGACUGCGCUGGGGCGGACCUUCCCCAGCACCUGUCCCUCCCGAUCAGCGCGCAGCGCGGAGCUCCAGGGCUCCCACCGGGAGUGAGAUGCUGCACCCUCCUGCCCAGGGCGGGUCCGGCCAAGACUUGGCGCAGAGGCUGUGUUUCUGUGGCGCCCCGGGGGCUAUUGUCUGCUGCAGCUGCCCGCCCCCCGCCCCCCACGCCUGCUGCUCUGUGUACACUGCAGUGGUCUCCGCGCCUCCCCGAGGACCACGCCCCGGGCCCUCUGGGCUGGUCUCUCGCUCCUAGGUUGAGUCCUCUUCCCGGGUCUACCUGCCGGAGACGCAGAGCUUAG
Molecule: messenger RNA, 1059 nt
Organism: Rangifer tarandus platyrhynchus (Svalbard reindeer)
Lineage: Eukaryota; Metazoa; Chordata; Mammalia; Artiodactyla; Cervidae
Source: the annotation of a GenBank genome assembly